AUGAGACAUCUAUAUUCCAACUUCAUGAAGCAUUACAGUGGAGAUGUCUUCACAACUCAUUUGUAUCCAGCAGCUAGGAGCUACACUGAGGGCCUGUUCAAGUGGCACAUGAAGAAGAUAUAUGACUUCGCUCCAGAUGCAAUUAAAUACUUGCAAUAUCACCACAAUCGGAUCUGGUAUAGGUGUGGGUUCUCAGAGGACAGCAAAUGUGACUAUCUGACAAACAAUGUAUCAGAGAGCUUCAACAGUCAAGUGAAAAGUAUGAAAGGGCUGCUGAUACACGAGUUGGUUGAUGGGCUUAGGGAGAUGGUGAUGGAGAAGAGAUUUCUUAUGAGAAAAUGUGGAAGGGAAAUGACUGGAGAUAUUUUGCCAAGUGUUAUCAAGGAGCUCAACCUUAUUAGCAACAACUUGAAAGUAGUGAAAAUCAAAGUAAGUGAUGAUGAUUUUGCCGAGGUAACCCUACUAGAUGACUGGAACAAUCCUAAAAGGCACACUGUCGACCUUGUAAACAAAAAAUGCAGUUGCAGGGCAUGGCAAAUCAGUGGAAAACCAUGUAGGCAUGCACUUGCUUGGAUCUUGUCCAACAGAGGCUUGGAAAUCAAAGAAUUUGUGCAUCAAUACUACUCUGUUGCCAUGUUCAGAGCAGCAUAUGCAGACAGAGUUCCACCCAUGCCUGAUAGGGCUGACUGGGUGCAGGUGGAACUACCAUACAAAUUGUUCCCACCACUGCAGAAAAGAGCAGCAGGGAGACCAAGAGUUGUCAGGAUUAGAGGGAGCAUGGAACAAAGGGCAAACAGGAAGAAGGUGAGAUGUAGAAGGUGCAAAGGCUUUGGGCACUUUCAGAAGACCUGCAAGUUGGCUGAACCAACAGAAGAUGACAAUGGUAUUGAUGAGGCCUCUACAUUUGCUUCACUUAUAAGGGUUAGAGAAGAAGAUGAAGGACCUAGCCAGCCACCAAAACAGAAAAAAAGAAGCCAGCUGGGAAUAAGCAGCCAACAUCGACUAAAAAGGCUGCGAAGAAGACUCCUACGAAGAAGAAGCUGAAGAAGGCUGCCAGCGCACCUCAAGCAAGAGUGAUCAGAAGCUUAAGCAGCUGGCUUGGCGUCGAGUAGAUGACUCAGAAUCGUAUCUAGGCUUGAGCAGCUGGCUUGGCGUCGAGUAGUCAACUUAUAUGGGCAUGUGAACUGUUAAAUUAGCACCUGAUCUAUCUUUUGUCGUCAUGAACUCAUGAUGUUUACAUAUGUUUAGCACUGCUAUGCUAUG
Messenger RNA from Panicum virgatum (switchgrass), 1263 nucleotides. RefSeq lists its product as uncharacterized. Gene Ontology annotation, molecular function: nucleic acid binding; zinc ion binding. The transcript has 2 exons. The record is from RefSeq and is a predicted model, not a curated record. NCBI's taxonomy places the organism in Eukaryota, Viridiplantae, Streptophyta, Magnoliopsida, Poales, Poaceae. Bases 1 to 1044 code for a protein of 347 amino acids.